Messenger RNA from Didymodactylos carnosus, 372 nucleotides. The record is from the annotation of a GenBank genome assembly. NCBI's taxonomy places the organism in Eukaryota, Metazoa, Rotifera, Eurotatoria, Philodinida, Philodinidae.
AUGGUAAAAUAUAUUCACGGUAUAAUUGAUUAUGAUAAACAUAAUGAGAUAUUACAUGAUGAUCACAAAAUAUUAAUUUAUCUCGAUGAUAUGACAUUGACAGACAUAGCAUCACAAGAUGGAUCUUAUGUUAGAAAAUUUCACACAAUUGCCAAAUCGAUAUUAGACGAAAAUAUUCACACAUUUCCCAUUAAAUUUUCUGUUGAAUAUGAUGAAACAGAUGUUGAAUUCACGUCAUACUAUGCAUUACGUGUUCGAAUUGUGGCCGAUGGUAAAACAAGAUUUAUAACGGCUCAUAAUGUACCGGUCUUGACUCACGGUCAUCCAAUCGAUAAUGUUCGAAUACAAGUAGAAAAAAUAGAUAUUAUGUAA